Molecule: messenger RNA, 6457 nt
Organism: Acanthaster planci (crown-of-thorns starfish)
Lineage: Eukaryota; Metazoa; Echinodermata; Asteroidea; Valvatida; Acanthasteridae
Product: calcium-activated chloride channel regulator 1-like
Source: RefSeq, a predicted model, not a curated record
UUUUGAAGCUUUAUUCAUUUUAAUUAACGAAAACUGCCAUUCAAAAAGAGUGCAAUUUAAGUUGAAACCAAUUAAACGUAAUCUUGCGACAUUUAGAUGUGCAAAUGUGACACAAAAAAUCAACAAAUGCCUCAUUAUUACAAUCCAAUCGAAACACACCCAGGCACACCUCAUGCAGGCUACGUCGUUCCCUUGAAGGAGUAUCUCGUAUCAGUUUGGACAUUGUUUGCGUGUUUUGUUGACGUGCCUAAGAAGACUGUAAUUGAAUUUCACCACGAUAUUGUUUCCUCCGUCUUUCUCGAAUGCGAAGGCCGGCAACGCUAGGCCAAUGACUAUCGGUAGCAAACCAUUUGAUAAUAGUUUUGAACAUCAGCUUAUUUGAAAGUGCCCUUUUUAUCUUCUCCCUACUGCCGGGCACAUUCUGCGACUCAAACCUUUUCAUGUUUUUAGCUUGGAAUUCAAUAUUCACAAAACACUAUGAUUAUAACACCUUUAAAGAUGUAAAUUCCAUGGGGGAAAGGGUUGUUUUUAAUUCGUGUUGAUAAUGAAUCACUCGGCUGUCCGUGACUGAGCAUUUUUCAUCUUGAUAUGCGUUGUCGCUCAAAAGAAAACUCGCGCUUGAUGGUUCGAUUUCAUGAACGGGAUGUCCGGACGGAUAAUGAUGGAUUUUCAGCGCCAAAAAUAGUUGCCAUAGCUUCGACGGAUAUUAUAACAUGGAACGCGGGACUGUCACUAAUCUGAGAGUUUAAUGUCCCGAGUGAAUCAAAUAAACUUCCAUGGAAUUUUAGACAUAAAAAGCAAAAUGUCAAUUUUACUGCUGUGAAAACCCAAGUAUUCAGUCCCAUUUUUAGUUUCGUUUCAAUUUGCUGGUUGAAUGAAACCACAGACUGUCUCUGCCGCCACUGUCUAUAUCUUGACAUCUCUGCGAUCAUAGGUUGUUAAAAUGAUUAUUUCUUGAAACGCAGGACUACGACCCCGUUCGAUACCUGCGUUGUUGAUUUACACUUUUUCUUUUGGACAUUUUUCUUCAGAGGAAACAGGGUCUCCAGCAGAUAUUUAAGCCAACAACAACUCAGUGUGCAUGCAGUGCAGUGUAUUUCAUCGUCUAAAAAAAGCUAAACUUCACAGCUUCAGUUAAAAACGUGCGCAUGUCAUUUAACCUAUAAAUGGAUCUGAUUAGCAUUCUAAAUAAAAAAAUAUGACAGGCCACGUUCCUUUUGAAAGGUCAACGGGGUACUAGUUGAGUUGCUAAAACAUAUCAGAACUGUUUCUACGUCAACACCGCCGGACCCAAUCACUGACUAACCUGACACGUCGCUGUAGAACAUUACAUCCGUGGAAAUGUUGAGGUGGACUCAGAAGUCCUAAUUGCACUCUGGAAACGCACGGAAGCGGUGCUCGGGAAAAAUGUGAGAGCUGGCACAACAUGCGUCAGCCACGGGAAGCGAUGAGGGCUGAGGGUACUUGGCGGGCCUUCGUCCUGCUCGUUUUAGCGUGCUGUGCUACCACACACCAGGCGUCGUCACUGGGCGGUAGUUCAGCCAUUGCUAUACAGCACAACGGGUACACCAACGUUGCUGUGUUCAUCGAUCCAGGAGUUCGUCCAAAUGAUCAUCUGUUGAAUGAAAUAAGGGAGAUGUUUCGGGAUGCUUCAGGCGAAAUGUACAGGGCGACCGACCGCCGUCUCUACUUCCGCAACGUUACCAUUUUCGUGCCCCAGACCUGGCCGGCGAGUCCAGACUAUCUGACCCACGUCGAUGCUAGGCCGGAGGACCCUGAUGUCAUUGUGGGGCCCUCCGAUGGCAACCCCCCGCCGCUUCCUUACACCAGACGCAACAGAGGAUGCGGCCAGGAAGGGCUGAGCAUCAUCUUCAGGGACACCUUCCUCCUAGAUCAUAAUACAACAAUUGCCUAUGCAUCUCUUGGAAAAGUGUUGGUAUACGAAUGGGGCCAAUAUCGCUGGGGUCUGUUCGAUGAAGUCUCCGAUGACGAGGAGAAUCAGUUUUAUUAUUCCAGUUCGACACAGCAGUUUGAAGGAAUCAGGUGCUCUUUAAACAUAACGGGUACGCCGAUGGUAGUGGAGUCAGAUGGAGUGAGUUACCGGCCGUGCUAUGGGAACGUCGUUGACGGGUACGAAGAUAGUUGCCUUUUCAUCCCCUCGGAGGCACAGCAAAACGCCACGGGAUCAGUCAUGUACGGAAGGGGGAGAUUUCACAACAUCGUGGACUUCUGCGACUCAGAUACGGGAAAGCUCACGAGCCUUCACAACCGCGAUGCUCCCAACCGGCAAAACUACCUUUGCGACCGUCAGAGCAACUGGGAGGUGAUGAGAGGACAUGAUGACCUCAAAGAUGGCAACAACCCGCCACGUGAGCUUUCGGAAGAUGAUCUCAAGCCUACCUUUCAAAUCGUUCAGCGUGGGCCCACGAGGCUUGUUGUAGCCCUAGAAACAUCCAGGGAUAUGCAGGGGGAGACAUUCCAGCGGAUGAUCAGCGCCACAGCGGCUUUCAUCUGGACCCUCCCCGCUGGUGUGUCGUUGGGACUGGUGGAAUAUAACGACAAUGCCCACGCACUCAGCGACAUGGUUAGCAUUUAUACCGAUGACGAUCGUCGUACCCUCCUAGAUGCUCUACCAAAAUCGACAAGUGGAUAUGCGUCUGUAGGAGGCGCGUUACACAAAGCAGUUGAGUUAAUACAGUCUGGUGACAGCAACCGAGCGGGUGACCGUAUUCUUCUCUUGAAUGGAUACCAAGGAACAAUUUUUCCCUCUAUAGACUUUGUUAUGGGUAAUAUUCUCCAGGCAAGGGUUAUCGUCGAUACGGUCGCAAUGACACAGAAUGCCGACCCCAAACUCAGCGAGGUGUCUCAACUGACAGGAGGGAAAUUUUAUUCUGCAUUAAGUGACUCAGGGGCGGCAACCACAUUGACAGACGCACUAACAAAAUCUGUCGAUAGAAGUGACAUCAAUAACUCUGAAAAGCAGCUCCAAAUUUGGAGCAUGUCUUUCACCAUUCCAGUCGGUGAGUCCCGGACCGCAUUAACUUACAUCGAUGCAACUAUCGGCAAGAACACAAAGUUCACCUUUUCCUGGGCAGAACGAGCCAUACCAAAUAUUACACUGAGCAGCCCGGCAGGAGAUGUCCUGACGCCUUCCUAUCUGGGGUUCACGGUCAAUGCUACAUUUAGAUUAGCCGUGUACAGUUUGAUUGGAAUAGCUGCGGAGGGUCCGUGGAGUAUAAAUAUCGAGAACAUAGACCCAUCCUUGCUAAUCACCGCUGAGGCUUCGCUGACGUCAUCCCCGAGAGACGCUGACGUACCGCCCAUCUCCGUGACGUCAUCAAUCAGCGACUUCUCAAAAGACUUUGAAAAAGAGGAGGCCCCGUUAACAAUCUAUUCUGAAGUGCGCCAGGGGUACGGCAAUGUGGUCAACGCUACAGUUACUGCCUUGGUGUCGAUUCCAAACCCAGCGAACCCGGUAGAAAUUCAACUAUUCGAUACUGGGAUAGGAGCUGAUAUCACCAGGAACGAUGGAAUCUACUCCGCAUAUUUCACGAAGUACAGCGGGGAUGGGUUCUACGGAGUCGAAGUGCGUGUUGAGAACAACGGACACGAUGCAAUAGUCACUGAUUUGCCGUUCUCGUCUGAUGGAGGUCUUCGGAGGCAAGCACGCUCCGUUCAGAGUUCAGUGCCGAUCUUCAAGCGCGUGGUUUCUACGGGCUCGUGCAGAGUCGUCAAGGCACCGGCGCCAGACACAGACCCGUUUCCCCCCGGUAAAGUGACGGAUUUGCGGGUAGUCGCUUCCUCGUACACCGACAGAACGGUGCGACUGGCGUGGACCGCGACUGGAGAUGACUUCGAUAGCGGAAGAGCUGACUCUUAUGAAUUGAUGAGAGGAGUAAAUGCCGAGUCCAUCCUGACAGGCUCUGGCACUGAGAUCAUUCCACAGUCAGACAUACUCCAAGGAGACUUGAGCGACCCCCACGUGUCUGGCUCUCCCGAGGAAUUCACCGUCACCGUGCCCGUCAGCACCGACAUAGCUCCGUUCGCCUUUGCCGUGGUUGCCCGAGACGACGCCAAUCGGACGUCUCCCCUCUCUAACAUCGUGCUCGUUGCGCUGCGCAGAUAUAUCCCCGCCGCCCCGGGGCCCACUACAACCGUGGUGCCCAGACUAACCACCACCUCGGUCGCGACGGGUAUUGCCUCGCCUGCGUUCACGGAGAGUACAGAUCAGGUCGGCACUGGCACCAUGCCAUCCAACCCAUCGGUCACGACUGGAGUAGACUCGUCCAUAUCCAUGACGAACACAACACAUAGUGAGACUGGCACCACACUCUCAGAAUCGACAUCCGUCGGGGCAUCGAUACCAGUAAACGGCACAAACGAACCGAUCCUCACUCGAAAUCAGAUCAUCAUUAUUUGUGUCUGUGGAGGCACUGGGUUUUUGACAUUUGUAAUUUUGCUGUCUGUUUCUGUAUCCAAAUUCAACACAGGUUCACGCACACCGGUCGUGACGCCUGAAUCGGGGCAGUCCAUCAUUGAGCCUUUGAGCAAGGAGAUGCAAAAGUACGACGAUUCUGAUGUUGAAAUAGUCGAUCUCGGCACGCAGGGUAAAUACACCGCAGACACUGAGGUUUAAGUCGAAAGCAUUAACCAACUGGCUGCACGGAUGAAACGCAGCUUCAAUCUGGGAAGUUUCUAAGUGAAUUCAUAAUCAUUGGCAGAGAAAAAACUGUUAAGCUCGUAGUUGACAAGAACAUGCAUGACACGCCCAAAGGUAUUUGCAAACGGUUAAAAUUAGGUAAAAUGUGAUAAUUCUUGCCAUGUAAAAUUACGCACGAAGAAUGUGUAACACGGAGCGAGACGAUAUCAACUGCCCAUUAUCCGCCCACUCAUAGCUAUCAGCCCAGCCAUCCCUUUGAAAAGUAUAACCUUAUAGCACUCCGUAUUUAGGCGCACCCUGGCAAAUGCAACAUGCUUUUUUGUACUUUUAUCAUUAUACAAUAGACUUAUGACGCCAGAGCACAACGUACACAAUUUACAUUUAUUUAUUUUAGCUCAUAAACUCUUGUACAUAGCAAAAUUAUCACAGACGUAAAUCAUAAUAUCCCAUUUUUUUGUAAGUUCGUGGUAUAUGAAAUAAUAAAUGCCAAGCUAUGACCUUUUGUUAUAAUAGAAAAAUGAAAGAAAGACUUUCGUUUUCAUCACAAGAUACACUCAGUCUAUAAACCACUGGUAUUAAGCCCGUGCAGUAUCUAAAUUGGAUGAACAGUGAAUGGAAAUAAGAAGAAACGCGGGUACAUUGAAAGUGCACGUGUAGUUCAUAAUUGCAUUUUCACAAUUAACAAUUGUGGAUGGUCUGUCACAUCUUUGGUAGCAAACCCUUUUCAAGGGCGGACCCAGAACCAACUUUGAAAGGGGAACUUGUUGGGGCCACACAUUUGUGAAUUAUUUCAAGGGACCUGCUUUAGCCUUUCUGUGGGGUGAGGGUGCUUUACAGGCUUUUUACACGCUUUGAGAAGAAACGGGUGAAAUAGAUCAAAACAAUUGCCUUUCUUUUUUUUUAUUUUUAAAACAACUUUGGAGCUUGUUGGGGGGGGGGUCAUGCUCACCGUUACCCCCCCCCCAUCCGCUGGAUCCGCCCGUGAAGUCAGUAUCACACAUACAAAAGCAAUGACUUUUGGCUGAUUUUAGAAAUAUUGCCUCGCUUUCCAGUCGGUCAUUCCUUCCUGAGACAGGGAUAUCAGUGGAAUGCAGCUAUCAAUUAUGGAAAUCGAUUGUCAAACAAUGUGUCAAUUCAAAACUGAUGUUUGGCGGUAAUAUUGUCCCCAUUUUGUAAAAGUUGUAGAAGACAAUACCACAUGUCCCGCCCACUCUGAAUUGAGAUUUGCUUUUUCGGGAAAUCACGUGUUUUUGUAUACUGGAAAAAGUCUGAAGACCGCAAACUUCAACGAUCUGCCAUUUUAGUGUAAAGGAAUUGGAUUGCGUACAAAAAAAUCAGUCCAAAAGCCACUUUGGAAAAGUUUAAAAACAUGUUUAUUUUUUUAAGAUUUUACUUCAUAACAGUCAGAAAGUUAUCGAAUCUUCAUUUUCUUUGCUAAACAAGAAAAUAGCACGAAUGAGUAAAAUGCAUGGGCUGCCCUGCAGCAGAAGUACAAAAAUAUUGAGGCCUCUAUGAUCUAAAAUGUUUACUUUAUGAUACCAUGAAAUGGUUUCAUUUAUAAUAUAAUUUACAAUUUGUCAAACAAAUGAAUGGUAUCACAGUCAAUAAUUACUAGCAAUUAAUGAGCACCAUGUUGAUUUAUUAUUUCAGUGAAUCAUUGGUCUUGAUUUCAAUGUGCAAUAUCUACCUAAUUAAUUAGUCAAUCUCUCCGUGUGCUAAACCUUUUUGAGAACAGCGACUCCAACAGGCUGAUACCAUUUCCUCUUGGACAAUAAAGAUUUUUGUAAUAAAUCAUAA